Messenger RNA from Elephantulus edwardii (Cape elephant shrew), 1428 nucleotides. RefSeq names its product neurexophilin and PC-esterase domain family, member 4 (gene NXPE4). The record is from RefSeq and is a predicted model, not a curated record. The transcript has 4 exons. The coding region runs from base 22 to 1428 and encodes 468 amino acids. Lineage: Eukaryota; Metazoa; Chordata; Mammalia; Macroscelidea; Macroscelididae.
GAGCUGAGGAUAAAGGAAAUCAUGAAGAAACUGGACCAGCUGAUCCCUCCCAGACCUUUUCUCCACAUGAACACCACCACCAGCGCAGCACACAGCAGAGUCACCUUGCUCAGCCCUCGAGACACCUACUGCAAAGGGGAGCAGCUAGACCUCCUGCUGGAGGUGAGGGACCACCUGGGACGCAGGAAGGAGUAUGGUGGGGAUUUCCUGAGGGCCAGGAUGUCUUCCCCGGCCCUGAAGGCGGGGGCUUCAGGAGAGGUGACUGACUUCCACAAUGGCACCUACCUUGUCCGCUUCACUUUGUUCUGGGAGGGCCAGGUGUCUCUGUCCCUGCUGCUCAUCCACCCCAGUGAAGGGGUGUCAGCUCUCUGGAGGGCAAGGAACCAAGGGUAUGACAAGGUGAUUUUCACAGGCCAUUUUUCGAAUAGCACCGUCAAUGUUAACACCGAUUGUGCCCUAGUUUUAAACUCAAAUGCUGAACUGUGCAAGUACCUAGAUGCUCAAGACUAUGAAGCCUUCUACUGCCUGAAACCUCAUCACAUGCCCUGUGCUACACUCACCCAUAUGCACUCCAAGAACAAGGAAGUGUCCUAUCUUAGUAAACAAGAAAAGAGCCUCUUUGGAAGGUCAAACGUAGGUAUAGAGAUUAUGAAAAACUUCAACACCAUUCAUGUCUCCACAUGCAACAGUAAGUUUUUCCUGGGGAAAAAGUGUAAGCCUGAAGUAAUGUCUGCAGUCCCCAGUGGGUAUGUCUUGGAAGAGACAUGGAAUCCUGUCUCCUGUGGUUUAACCCACAUCGACAUGAAAGAAUGCCUGAGAGGAAAAUUCAUACAUCUCCUAGGUGAUUCCACAGUCCGCCAGUGGAUGGAAUUCUUCAAAGAGAACAUCAACACACUGAAGUCAGUGGAUCUUCAUGAAUCUGGAAAAUUUCAACACCAACUUGCUGUGGACUUGAAGAGGAAUAUCAACAUUCAGUGGCAAAAACAUGGUUAUCCUUUGAUCGGUUCAUUGAUCUAUUCAGUCAAAGAAAUUGAGUAUAUCGCCCGGGUCAUUGACAGAAUUGGAGGAGGAAAAAAUACUGUCAUCGUUAUUUCCCUGGGCCAACACUUCAGACCCUUUCCAAUUGAUGUUUUUAUCCGAAGGGCUCUUAAUGUCCACAAAGCAGUUCACCAUCUUCUCCUGAGAAGUCCAGACACUGUGGUUAUCAUCAAGGGAGAAAACAUCAGGGAACUGCACAAUGAUGUGGAGCGAUUCAGUGACUUCCAUGGAUACAUUCAACAUCUUGUCAUAAAGGACAUUUUCAAGGACCUUAAUGUGGGUAUCAUUGAUGCCUGGGAUAUAACCAUUGCUUAUGGCACAAAUAAUGUACACCCGCCUCAACCUGUGGUCAGAAAUCAGAUUAAUAUAUUGUUAAAUUAUAUUUGCUAG